AUGGCCGAACGCCCGCUGCGCAUCCUCUGUCUCGGAGACUCGCUGACGGCCGGCUAUACGCAGGCCGGUCUGCUCUUCCACCCGUACCACCAUGCUCUUGUGCGGAAGCUCAAGGCCGCCUUUCCCGACCUGGAGGUCGACGUGGUGGAGGACGGGUUGAGCGGCGAUGUCUCGUCGCACUUCUCUGCCCGCCUCACGGCUGCAUUUCGGGCUAAGAAGAUGAUGAGGCCGUUCGACUGGACCAUUGUGCUGGGAGGGACAAACGAUCUCUGCUCUGGUGCGUCGCCGGAACAGACGUUUGAGAACCUGGAGCGCGCCUGGUCCAACGGGAUUUUGCGGAGGAGCAAGGUGCUCGCGCUCACGGUGCCGGAGAUGGCGACGACGUCCAGCUCGCCUGUGGUUGCAAGCAUCAAUGCGCGCCGAGACCGGCUCAACGCUCUUGUGCAGGGCUACACGCACGAGGACUACUAUUCGUACGACUUCAAGUCGGCGUUUUCUUACACGGCCAUGUCCGAGGAGGACCGCAAACGGUACUGGGACGACACGCUGCACUUCACGCCAGCCGGCUACGACCUCAUGGGCGAUAAGAUCGGGGCGGCGCUGGUGGACAUUCUGCACCGGGAGGCGGACGCACGGGAGCAGGACCAGCUGCUGAACAACGGGGUCGAACAGGGCCGACAGCGGCUGCGUCGAAAGAGGAAGUUCAAGGGCGACGAGAACAGCUUCGAGGAGGAGAGCGGCAGCCCUGGAGAUCUGCGGCGGGGAUACGUGGUGGUGCGGUGCAAAGACCUAGACUAA
Messenger RNA from Grosmannia clavigera kw1407, 798 nucleotides. RefSeq names its product lipase, gdsl. Gene Ontology annotation, molecular function: phosphatidylcholine lysophospholipase A1 activity. Lineage: Eukaryota; Fungi; Ascomycota; Sordariomycetes; Ophiostomatales; Ophiostomataceae. The coding region runs from base 1 to 798 and encodes 265 amino acids. The record is from RefSeq and is a predicted model, not a curated record. The transcript is spliced from 4 exons.